Messenger RNA from Staurois parvus, 390 nucleotides. The record is from the annotation of a GenBank genome assembly. Lineage: Eukaryota; Metazoa; Chordata; Amphibia; Anura; Ranidae.
GACCCGAACACCAGCGACUUAUAUAUAAGUGACCGAACGCUUCAUUUAUAUCAUGUUUACCCGCAAGUCACCUGCGAAUGUACCGCCAAAAACCCCGUCAGCAACGUCUCCAGAACCGUCACCCCCUGGCAGUAUUGUCCCAGAGAAGGACAUACCCGUCAACUACAAAUGGAAGAACCUGCACUGGAGUGGAUUAUACUUGCCGUCAUUGCCUUAAUUAUUACCCUUAUUGUCAUUAUGUUUUUAUCCUACAAGAAGCUGAAAAGCAAAAAUAUAGGUACAGAGAAAGACACGGAAGUCAGUACAAUCUGUGAUAAGGUUCCCUUCGCUGAAACCAGUCUGAGACAAAAACAAGCCACCGUCUUCGCACAGCUGCAAAAUGUGAUGCAA